AUGAAUGCUUAUGGGGGAGGUAGUCAGUCAAUGAAAAAGAGCAUAAAUUCAAGAUUAGACAUUGACAUCAACUGUAAGGAUUCGGAGGACAAGGCACUAGUACUUCUUUCAGAAGAGAAGAGCAAUAACUCUGGGGAACUUUUGUUGAACUCAGGAACGGAUGUUAAUGUCAAAACAAUAGGAUUGAACUCGGAAAGAAAAACUUUAUUUGUAAGCACAAAACUAGGUCACACAUAUUUUAUGCACAUUCUGCUCAAAUGGAAAACCAAUGUCAAUGAACUAAACGGUUUUCAUAAUAAAACAGCUUCACAUUUGUUCAUUCAACGUGGAUAUGAAUACAUUUCGUACAUUCUAUUGGUUGCGGGUGCUGAUGUAAAUCUGGCUUACAAGAGAGGUGAAACAGCUUUUCAUUAUGCUGCUUGGUUUGGAAUGAAGAAACUCGUCAAGUCGCUUUUAGAAAGAGGUGCGUUACAUUACUCAACAGGAUAUGGGAGCAACGAUAUUGUCGUGUUGUUACUUGAAGCUGGAGCCUCAGCAGACAUCAAAGACAGGGGUGGUGGAACAGCGUUAUUUGAUGCUGCCUUGUUCGGGUGUAUGGAAACAACUUUAACGCUACAGAAAUUUACUAACGAUCUUGACGCCGGUGACCAAUACAACAAUACAGCUUUACACUACAGCUCCCAGAGUGGACUAACAGAAGUCGUGAAGACGUUACUUGAAGCCGGAGCUAAUGUUGACUCGAGGAGCCAGUUAGGGCGAACCCCGUUGUUCUGCAGUGUAUUGAGUAAAAACAUUGACGUCAUGAAAGAGAUUAUUCAACACGGCGCUAACCUUGACAUUGACGACGAUUUCGGUCAGUUAGCAUUGGAUAUCGCAAUUAUGUACUUAAAUGACGAAGCAGUAGCAGUUCUAAGACAAUAUGGCGCUAAAUCUUCAAAAGAAAACAAAGUGAAAAUGGAGGUAGUUAUGGAUUUUUCAAAAAGUGAAAUGGAGUUUGAAAAAAUGAUAGCACUAGUUAGUAACGUGACACCCUUUGCAAGUGAUAAUACUUCCCAAAGUACUGAUACCGUACCAUCUGUGGAUACAACACCAACAAUUUCUACCACUACUCUACAUGCAAGUGAUUAUACUAACCCAAGUACUCAUACUGAACCAUCUAUGAAUACAACACCAACAGCUUCUACAGUUACUCUAGAUGCAAGUGAUGAUACUACCCCAAGUACUGAUACUGCACCAUCUGUGGAAAUAACACCAACAACUUCUACCACUACUUCAGAUGCAAGUGAUGAUUUCCUUGACGUAAUUCGGUGUGCUCUAAAUACCGAAGUGACUAAAAAUUUUGAAAAUCAAAGUACUAGCAGCACUGGAAAUAUUCAUGUAAAUAUGAAUGUAAAUUACAAUCCAACCAUCAUUAAACACUGCGAAGAAUUAAACAUAAAGAAUCCAAAGUACGUAGCCUUCGACAGCAAAAUAAAUCUCUUUGCUGAGAAAUCCUAGAGCAUCGUUUAACGGCUGGACAACUUCAUUCGACAAGUUUAGAGAAUUCUGUGAGAGAGGACUCUCCAUAGGUUAGAUCUAGCCAGCGAAUGACUCCUUUAGUGGAGCACAACACUGCUCUACUGGCAUCUUACUUGAGUACAGAGCAGACUGUGUUUGUGUAGUAUAUAGAUCAAAUGUAGACUACGUUUAGACAAUAGCUAUACAAUAAGUAUACAAUAUUAGUUAUGUAGACCAAUGAAGAUUUGUUAAAAGUGUUAUUUGACUUGACUUAGACAAGAGACAUCUCUCUGUAUCUGAAUAUAUUAUGAAUACUGAAAUAAUGUUAGAAGUCAAACUUAGUGACUAAUUUAGUAGCUGUUUUAACUAUUUCUUACAAAUAUGUUAAGCCAUAUAGACACGAGUCAAUAUUUUAGUAUUUUACAAGCACACGUGUAUUAUUCGUUAUUUUUACUGUUAUUCAUUAUUCUAUUUUAUCUUCUAAAUUUUAAGACUAAAAAUUUCACAUUUUUUGUCAAUGUCUUCUUAUUGUAUUAAGCCUAAAGACGGUAGUUCUUUUACAUUUGUGUAAGUGCACCCAAUAAACAUUCUAUUACUGUAAAACAUUAAAAGAUCUCUCAACUUGCUGUCUGCACCUCCAUAUCUAAAUUUUAAAAAGACGUAAUAUAGAAACAAUUUUAUAAACAUCUUUUGAAAACACAUAUUUUUAUAUAUCUACACAGUUGUAACUCUAUUUAAAAUUGUAUACUAUAAAGCUAAUAAACAAACU
Molecule: messenger RNA, 2266 nt
Organism: Physella acuta
Lineage: Eukaryota; Metazoa; Mollusca; Gastropoda; Physidae
Product: ankyrin repeat domain-containing protein 50-like
Molecular function (GO): protein binding
Source: RefSeq, a predicted model, not a curated record